This is a messenger RNA of Osmia lignaria (orchard mason bee), 1111 nucleotides long. Lineage: Eukaryota; Metazoa; Arthropoda; Insecta; Hymenoptera; Megachilidae. The record is from RefSeq and is a predicted model, not a curated record.
UCGUCUUGCACGUGUCUGCAACAGUAUUAAAGUUUCGAAGCACUUUGAAACUUCUAUCGAUGGCUGUGAUUGGUCGUCCCAUGUUGGCGUCCUCUCAUUUCGACCAAUCAGACACGUCGUUGUGUGAGCGAGUACGUCGAUUUGUGGCGCAGUGCAGCAUUCCUCUUCGAAGCUUCGUUCGUCUUGCACGUGUCUGCAACAGACCUGUUCGUGUACUUCGUCAGGUAUCGGCAGAUAGGAGAAUAUACCGAACAUUGUCGAGCAUUGCCGAAGUGCCGACCGGUCUACGAUGGGAAGAUGAAUUUUUUGAUUUUGCCGAGUUUCUGGAUAUCCUGAUGGCAUUCUUCAGGACUUCCGUCUUGGACGUUGCUCCAUGAGGAAAGAGUAUGAAUUUCUGGAUUUUGUCGAGAUCCUGGACAUCCUUGAUGGCUUUCUUCACGACGUCCGUCUUCUUCUACAAGGCAGCCUCCUACCUGGUGUUUGACUGUCGGAAGAAGAGUAUAUCUGCGAACGGUGAGUCGCAUGUUUUAUGGUUCCUCUGGUGCCCAAUCAUGUCGUAGGACGAAUGGUCCGAAUCGACACGGGUCACUGGUUGUAUAUGUGGUUAGCGAGCAUAGUGACCAUGGGUAUAAUUAUACUCAUGAGUAGUAAUAUUUUUAUUGUUUCAUUUCAUUUAGUUCAGGCUAGGUCUUUUUGUACACCGCGUUUUAAUAUCAUUUUAAUUCCACAUAUUCCAAUAGAUAUUUAUGAAAUAUAUGAAUGCUCUUAAAUGUUCUUAAAUGUUUUUAAAUGUGGAAUAUGAAAUAUUUUAAUACAGAAAUAAUUUUAUUUAGUUUUUAUUCAAAUCGAUAUAAUAUUGGUAAUAUAGUAUAGUAUGUAUACUGAAUAUACAUAUUAAUUAUGAUUUUACAUUGAUUUCAUUACAUUUUGUAUAUUGUAAAUUCAAAUAUAAUUUGAGACCUUUUUACGAGAAGUAAAGUUCAAUUCAUUUCGUGUAAAAUUGAAGAAUUUAUGUGCAAGAAGACAAUUCGUGACGGGUAGAUUUCCAAGUCAGAGUGAUCUAUUUCAACACAUUUUGCGUAUUCUUGAAAAGUUACUCUGAGGAGGGAGU